This is a messenger RNA of Alligator mississippiensis (American alligator), 3032 nucleotides long. RefSeq names its product potassium voltage-gated channel interacting protein 2 (gene KCNIP2). The record is from RefSeq and is a predicted model, not a curated record. NCBI's taxonomy places the organism in Eukaryota, Metazoa, Chordata, Crocodylia, Alligatoridae. Gene Ontology annotation, biological process: regulation of potassium ion transmembrane transport. Gene Ontology annotation, molecular function: calcium ion binding; potassium channel regulator activity. Bases 1205 to 2242 code for a protein of 345 amino acids. Gene Ontology annotation, cellular component: voltage-gated potassium channel complex. The transcript has 8 exons.
GGGGGAUGCUCUGUGCCCGGGGGCAGGCGGUGCAGGUUGCCCCAGCCCCAUCCUUGGCCUCGGCAUGGGCUGAGCAGAGGAUGCUGCUGCCCAGGGGACCCGCGGAAGAGGAGGCAGCGGCUGCCCCCGGGGGCCACGGGGUGAGUCUGUGCCCGGCCGGAGCGGGGCACUGCCCGGGAGCCGUACCGGGGUGCUGGGGCCAGGGGGCACCGGCAGGCUGGAGCGGUGCUGCAGGGGGGCUGUGCCCCCUCCCCACCCAUGCUAGCAUGCUGGGCAGGGGGAAAGCCUGGGGUCUGCCUGCCCACCGCCCACAGGGCAAUGCUGUGCGCUGCCCAUAACAAGGGCUGAUGCCUGAGUGUGCCCUUGGCACACAUGGCAGGCCGUGUCGGGAGUCCCCAUGGCGUCAGGACCAUGCCCUGUUGCACAUGUACAGCGCCCGGCGCGGUGACACCCGGCUCCGCGGCUCAGAUUCCUCUGGAGCGUGGCGGCAGGUGGGGCUGUGCCUGCUUCGCCCUGCCUGGGGGGCAGCGCCGGCCAGCCUGCUGCCCUACACGGGCCUUGGGCACCUGGGAAUCCCCUCUGUGGGGCAGGAGAGCCGCCCCCCAGCGCUUGUCAUCCUUAGGCUUCAGACUCAACGCCCCGUGGCAGUAAGGGGGGAAGGCUCAGCCCUGGUUCUAACGUGCCCGUGGCGGUGGCCUCUGGGCGCUGUGGCCCAGCGCCAGCUGUUCCCUUCCAUGGCUCGGAGGGGAGCCAGGAGGUCCCCGAAAUGCCGCCGGCCUCCCCAGGGCACGUGGGCACCCGCCUCUGUGACUCCAGGACAGCGCAGCUCCUGGCGCGUCGCCCCGGGGCACCUUGAACAUGCACGAAAGGAGGCGCUGCUGCCUCCGUGUGUGCACAUACCAAGCACACGUGUGCCAGCCGUGGCCCGGAGCGUGCCAGGCCAGACCGGGGGCAUCGAGCCCGGGGCCCUCGGGCUGGGCAUGUCCGUGCCCCUGGUGACGGGAGGACGCCCCGUGCCUGCCCCGCACUGCCUGUAACGAGCAGCCGUGAUUACCGAGCUGCAGCCCCUGGCGCUGGGGGCCUCCCCCACCCCUUAGGUGAUGCUGCCUGGGAAGAGCAUGUCAGGGGUGGUGGGGGGCAAGGACCCCCAUCUGGGGGGCGGGAGGGUGCUCUGUACCCCUGCCCCUUGGCACCCAUAUGGGGCAUGUGCCCCCCAUCCACCCAGCCCAGCCCCAGCAUCGUUCCUCCUGCCUGGGAGGCAGCAGCGCCUGAUUGGUCAGUGGGACCUGUGGGUCCAGGCGUUGCCAUGCCAACCGGAGAGGGGUGGCACAGGGUCUCGGCGGGCAUCACUCCCCUGGCAGCCGCCUGCCCAGGGCCUCGCGCGUGCUCUCCGGCUCCUCCAGCCCCUUGCAGCGGGCACAGACGCCUUCCUAGUGCCAGGCCUGGCCCCGCACCGAUGCCCGGGGACCUUUGGCUCCGGAGGAGGAGGAAGAUGCCGGUGCCCAGCAGGCACCUGGGCCGUGCCCUGAGCUCCUGGGGGGCCACGGGGUCCUGCCCCGGUGCCCUGGACCCCUGCCGGCCACGCUGCAAGAGGCAGCUGGGCCGGGCCGUGCGUGGCUUGUACCGCUUCCUCACCGGGACCCUCUCCCCAGACAGCGUGGAGGAUGAGCUGGAGCUGGCCACCGUGUGCCACCGGCCCGAGGGGCUGGAGCAGCUGCAGGAGCAGACCCGCUUCUCGCGCAAGGAGCUGCAGGUCCUGUACCGCGGCUUCAAGAACGAGUGCCCCAGCGGACUCGUCACCGAGGAGAGCUUCAAGCAGAUCUACUCCCAGUUCUUCCCGCAGGGCGACUCCAGCACCUAUGCCGCCUUCCUCUUCAACGCCUUCGACACCGACCACGACGGCUCCAUCAGCUUCGAGGACUUCGUGGCCGGCCUGUCCAUCAUCCUGCGGGGCAGCGUGGAUGACCGGCUGAGCUGGGCCUUCAACCUCUACGACCUGAACAAGGACGGCUGCAUCACCAAGGAGGAGAUGCUGGACAUCAUGAAGUCCAUCUACGACAUGAUGGGCAAGUGCACGUACCCGGCCAUGCGCGAGGAGGCCCCGCACGAGCACGUUGAGAGCUUCUUCCAGAAGAUGGACAGGAACAAGGACGGGGUGGUGACCAUCGAGGAGUUCAUCGAGUCCUGCCAGAAGGACGAGAACAUCAUGCGCUCCAUGCAGCUCUUCGACAACGUCAUCUAGCGCCCGGCCCGAUCCUGCCAGCGCCGUCCGGAUCCUGCUUGCCCCCCGCCGCCCGCCGGGAAGGGCCUGGGGGCACGGCCAGCGUGGGGAGCACCCCCCGGCCUGCCCCGCUCCUCGGGGGGGCUGGGGACCCCCUCCCCCUGCGUCAGCUGGAGGCCCCGUCCCACAGGAGAGGCGCCCGGUGGCCCCAGCGUGGGAGCGGUGUGGGCUGCGCGCCUCCCCGGGGGUGCCUGGAUGCUCCGGGGUUGGCAGGUGCUGCAGCCCCCACCAGGGCCCUGAGCUGCUUCCAGCAGGGGAAGGGGCGGCCUGGAGCCCCGCUUGCGGUGUUGGGGGGUCCUCCUCCUCGUCCUCCUCGCGGUGCUGGAACCGGCCCUGGGUUUGGCAGAGCUCCCUGAAGAUGCCCCUGGCUCCCCGCCUGCACCCCCCAAGUCUUGCCGGUGCCCCUCGCUCCCCGCUAUUUCCCCACUGCCCUGUCUGGGGCCGGGGCUGGUGCCGUGAGCGUGUGCCGGGGGCAGGAGGAGCCCUGUCCCCUCUCCCCCGGGCAGGGGCCGGAUGGGACGCUGUCUUGCUGUGCUGGGCCCCGGGGGUGGCACUGGGUUGCGCGUCGGUUUGCCCCUGCCCCCCGCCCCGCGCCGCUGCCCCGGCCGUGGGGCAGGUGCCACCCGCCCUCUCCCCCCUCCGGCCGCUUUGCGUUUUGGACUCUGUAUAUUUUGUAUAAUAAAACCGAUCCCGAGGGAGCGGACGCGGGGUUGGAAACACAAAUAAACUCCGGUCACGUCGCUAUGCACCA